This is a messenger RNA of Psilocybe cubensis, 1269 nucleotides long. RefSeq lists its product as uncharacterized. The transcript is spliced from 8 exons. The record is from RefSeq and is a predicted model, not a curated record. NCBI's taxonomy places the organism in Eukaryota, Fungi, Basidiomycota, Agaricomycetes, Agaricales, Agrocybaceae. The coding region runs from base 1 to 1269 and encodes 422 amino acids.
AUGUCCAGCCUUUUUGCCUCGAUAGGGAAAGCAUUGAAAGCGGGGACACUGAGAGAAAGAUCGUCCGAUAAAGAUACGAUCGUUCAACUUUUCGAAGAUGCCAAUAAGAAAUUGGAAAAAUAUAUCGAAAAAUAUCGCGUCUCCUUGAAUAAAUGGUGGACAAAUAAAGUGGAGGGGAUCAGCUCUUUUCCAGUGGCCACUGAAAUGGAUCAGAGAGCGAUCGACUACAUGAAAAAAUACAGAGAAGUGCUUGAAGAACAGAUAUCGAAGUUAAAAAAUGAACCCACCGUAACGUUGGAUAUAUUCAUCUGGGGAGAAACUCCAUUCUCGUUCGACAACACCACAAAGAAGUUCAAUGAUCAACGAACUCAGAUUGAGCCUGGCAAGAUCAUCGAAUACACCGUCUUGCACCGCAGGAGUCGGACGAAGGACCGGGUAUUGAGUAGCUUUUCCCUAGAACUUUAUCCACAAUUCUACACCAAGGUCCCUGUAAAUGCGGAGGGCUUCGGUAAUGGGACGCGCACAAUACCUUCUAUCAUUCCUUGGGAACCAGUAUCCAUUUGCAAAAACAAGCCGUUGAAUAUCAUCGUAAAUCGGAGCCGUACCGCUGAACUGAAGGAAUUUUAUAUCGUCACCCCUGAAGGUCAACAAGUCUCAGUUCCUAAGCUCUAUUCAAAUGCAUGGGUCUUGCAAGGUCCAAUGGAAUCACCACGUAGUUUUGCGGUGCGCCGAAGAACUGUUUCCAAUUCGUUGGCCAUGUGGAAAGGAAUAUCGUUCCCAAUUGCCGAGCCUUAUGACCCAAGCUCCGACCACGACAGUAUAAUGUCUGAUAGUACGCAAACAGGCUCUGAAUACCUAGCUAGUAUACGAUAUCAAGAAAACCUAGCUGAAUCGAAUUUAACCCUGGUAGGACCGACAAACCGUGUUCCAUCAAACACUGCACCAGAUGCAAAUCCACCUUUGCCUUCAGAACCACGUCCCAACGCUACCAAGCAGUCGAUAUCCCCUGUUGUUGAACCCAACAACCCCCAAAGUCUGGUCAAGUCAACCGAAACUGCCGACAACAAUUUAGGUUCAUCGGGGAAUGCAGAUAUACAGGAACCCAUUGAAGAUGGUCAAGAGGAGGGAACUUCUCAAGUAGAGCUCCUUCCUGGAUGGAAAUCCACUAAACUCCGUCGUCCGGUUGAUGAUGCAACAACAAGGGUCGGGGUGGCCACCCCUGAGAAGGCUAAAUCCAAGAAGUGGUACCAACGGCUUUUUGGAAGAUAA